CCGAGGUUCAAGGCAACCGCGGAGCCGAGCCGGCGUCUGCUGUCCACUCGGCGCUCAACAAUUAACAAUCACUCACGCCCGCGCCCGCUCCCUCCAUACGCUACGCUCUCCGUGCUGAGUGCGGACUGCAACAACAUACUUUAGAGGCACCGCGCAACUGAUCGGCUAGCUACCCUGCCGACUUUGUGAUUCGGCCUUGACCCUCUCUCACCAACUCCCCCAAAAAUCCCGAGCCUCGAAGCGAAACAGGUCCAUCGGAUCGCCGCCACCAUGUCCAAGCAGAUCACCAAGGCCGAGGUCGCCCAGCACAAGGACGAGAAGUCCAUGUACAUCAUCAUCGACGACGGCGUCUAUGACGUUGCCGGCUUCCUCGACGACCACCCGGGCGGCGCGAAGAUCCUCAAGCGCAUGGCCGGCAAGGACGCCACCAAGCAGUUCUGGAAGUACCACGGCAAGAGCGUGCUCGAGAAGUACGGGCCCAAGCUCAAGGUCGGCACGCUCAAGGAGGAGGCCAAGCUCUAAAGGGGAUGGAUUGGUUUUUUUUUUUGGGUGUUUUUCCUCUGUGGGAUCCAGCUCUCUCUCUCUCUCUGCAACGGGGGGUGUCGUAAAGUAUUUAUCUAGGCGUAUGUACAUACGUAUGUGCGGCGGGAGCGGCAUGGCGUUGAUACCACCAAUACAGCGAUGUUGAUCUUUUCUACACAUGCAAGAAAGCAAGCAAGCAAUCACCAUCUCGGUCGGAAAACGAAACGUCUAUCCAACGUGAGGUGACCCCUACGCAAAG
Molecule: messenger RNA, 781 nt
Organism: Thermothelomyces thermophilus ATCC 42464
Lineage: Eukaryota; Fungi; Ascomycota; Sordariomycetes; Sordariales; Chaetomiaceae
Exons: 2
Coding region: 271-522 (83 amino acids)
Cellular component (GO): intracellular membrane-bounded organelle; membrane
Molecular function (GO): heme binding
Source: RefSeq, a predicted model, not a curated record